Messenger RNA from Cadophora gregata, 912 nucleotides. RefSeq lists its product as uncharacterized. The coding region runs from base 1 to 912 and encodes 303 amino acids. The transcript has a single exon. Lineage: Eukaryota; Fungi; Ascomycota; Leotiomycetes; Helotiales; Ploettnerulaceae. The record is from RefSeq and is a predicted model, not a curated record. Gene Ontology annotation, molecular function: methyltransferase activity.
AUGCCAAACGACGAUGCGGAGCAGGGAAGAUUACAGAUGCUACAUGAUAUUUUCCUUGAUGUUAUGGGUGGUCGCCUCUCGAUGGCUCCUCUCCAAAAUCCUCAAAAAAUAUUAGACAUUGGGACUGGGACGGGAGAAUGGGCCAUAGCUAUGGCUGAAAUAUACCCAAGUGCCGACGUGACUGGGACUGAUAUUGCCAAAAUUCAGCCAACUUCAGUACCAUGCAAUAUGGACUUUCAAAUCGACGAUGCCGAGUAUGACGGUGGGUGGACAUGGACCCCUAACAGCUUUGAUCUGGUCCACUUUCGAAACAUGAUUGGGGCAUUUGCAAACUGGAAUCAAGUCUACAAAGAGGCGUACAAGGCCAUCAAACCCGGCGGCUUCAUAGAAGUGGUGGAUCUCGAGAUCACCACCUUGCCGGACUACUUCCCUGAUGAACCGAUAGUCGUCAAGUGGUUUGACACUUUUGUAGAAGCAACCAGGUUGGCUGGAAGACCCAUGACUACUGUUCAUCUAGAUCCACAGGUUCUAGAAGCAGCGGGUUUCACGAAUAUUUCCGUUGUUACGAAGACGAUUCCUUGUGGAGUCUGGCCCGAUGAGAGUGAGGAAAAGAAAACGGGUAUGCAUUUCCUAUCCGUACUAUACGACGGCAUAGAGGCAGCAUGCCUCAAAGUCUUCGUCGAGCAGCUCGGCUGGGAACCCGAGGAAGUCACUAAACUUUGCAAAGAGGUGGCGAAGGCUAUCCGGGCCCUAGCACAAGAUCAGCGGAGAUCGCAAGGGUUCGGUAUGGACAUCAAAGUCCUUGUUGGGAAGAAGCCGGGUGGGAACGAGCUUGAAGUACCCGAUGACAAAAGCACCAUGGGCGACAGCAUGCGAACCAUAAGAAAUGGUCAUUUAUCUAAUGGGAAUUGA